CUCUCGUUUUGCCUAAAUUACCUUCAUGGCGUUUGAAGUCGUGCGAAAGCAUUGAAAGGCUCUUUACUGCGCCCCGUUUCUGCGUUCUCCCUCUCUUCCUUGUUGUGGGUUUCGUGUUGCUGUGUGUGUCUGAGUCGAGACGUUUAUCGGCACACCAGGCAGGUGUUUGAUGAAUCCAGUCAAUUCAUCCUUCGCUUGUAAAGUUGGGUCUCAGCGUCGUUUUGGCCCAGACCAGUCUCGACAGUCAGGAGCGAGUUUCAUCUGUUAUGCAUUCGACAUUUGAAUUCGACAAAAGCCCAUGUUCCGCAAGCAUUUCUUUUCUGCUGGAACUGGCAGCCUGUUCAACGCCUUAAACCAGCAGACUCGCUUAUUUUCUCGUGACCCUUUCCCUAGCAAGGUCUCGCACUACCUUUAUAAAGCCAGAGUUAUUGAUUCCAUCCGGCUUGCGCUUCAAUCGAAUUCCCAGAGUUCUCUUAUCACUCUCUUAAGUGACCGGCUCUUGGACUCGUUUGUAGUCACUCACGCUCUCCGUUCUGCUCCUUCUGCUGAUUCUGCACUCUCAGUUAUUGACAUUCUUAAAUCAAAUGCGAAUUUUAGUCACACGCAAGGUACCAUUUACGCCCUGGCCAACAUUUUGGCCAGAUCCGGUCGAAGAGAGGAACUUGACGCUUUGGUUGAUGCCAUCAACGCCAGGAGCUUUAAAAAUGUUCUGGUUAGCCAUAUGAACCUUAUGCAGUGGUUUGCAGCAAUUGGAGACCUCGACUCAGUUCUUGAUACUUGGGAUAAUUAUAGAGGGUUGGACAGACAUGUGUGCACAGAAUCGUAUAACAUAGUCAUGCGCCUAUAUGCAGAAAAGGGUGAAGAUUCCAGGGCUGUGGAGAUAUUUCAUCGGAUGAUUGUGGAAGGUGCAAACCCUAAUUCUAGGACAUAUACAACUAUUAUUGAGCACCUUGCGAAUUCUGGGAAGCUGGAUGCGGCCUUGGAGGUUUUCAGUGUUUUACCAUUGAUGAGAAUCAAGCGCACAACAAAACAGUUCUCAAUUUUGGCAGAGGGUCUUGUAAGUGUUCGAAGGUUUGAUGAGGUGAAAUUUUUACUCAGCAAUAUGGAAGCUGAAGGUAUGUUGCCUGUUCGAGCUCUGCUUUGCUCGCUGCAACAUAUGAAAGAGGGAGGAUAUAUUCGUGAGAAUGAUGAAAUUCUUUCUGACAUGUUGCCGGAUGAUAGAAUAAAAAGUGUCGAGUAUUUUGUAGAUGAUACAGAAGACGAUGAUGAUGAGGCUGAAGCCGAGGAGGAGGAUAACGUUGCUUGUGAUGUCAACAAGGUCAAUGGGGUCAGAUUGAAACCAUGGCUAGACCCUAGAGCUUUGGCAAAUGCCUUGCAGAGUUGGAGCCCCAAUGAUGUUUUGGAAUUGGAGAAUGCAAAGUUUGUUUGGACAACUCGCUUGGUUUGCAAAGUCCUUAGGAAUUUCAAAUCUCCAGGGGCAGCUUGGAACUUUUUCUGCUGGGUUGCUUGCCAACCAGGGUUUACUCAUGAUGUUUACACAGUGCAGAGAAUGAUGACCCUUUUAGCGUGACAUGGUCAUGUCCAAUUGGUAAAUCAGGUGAUGGAUAAAAUCAGACAGGAGGGACUAAAGCUUCCUUUCAGUACCAUUAAAUUGGUUAUCGACUUCUGUGGCGUUUCCAAAGAUCCUGAUGCUGCUUUGAAGAUUUUUCGUCACAAUCGAACUCUCUGUGGUUCUAUCUCAAAGUUUAAGCUGAUGGUUCUAUAUUCAUCAUUGUUACGAACAUUGACCAAGUGCGGUAGGUGCCCUGAUGCUCUUGAGGUGCUUGAUGAAAUGAUUUUAAAUGGCAUUUGCCCAGAUAUUCAAACUUUUUCUGGUUUGAUGGAUCAUUUUGCGAAGCAAGGAGACAUCAAGAACGUGCAGAAGAUCUUUGGAAUGGUUAGGCAGAGCGGUAUCGAGCCAGACACUUACAUGUUUAAGGUUUUGAUUCAUGGUUAUUGCAAGUGUGACAGAGCUGCUCUUGCUUUGAGGGUGUUCGAGGACAUGAGACACUCAAAACUACUUCCUGACUCUUCCACGAAGGAGUUGCUGGUGAAAAGUCUUUGGAAGGAAGGCAGGAGGAGAGAGGCUGCGAUGGUGGAAGAAAGUUGUGAGGAGAUAAAUGAAUCUCUUCCUAUUGCUUUACGUGGUCAUAUAUGGACUGUGAGCUCAGCCAACCUCACUCAAGUUUAUAACGUCUAUGCAAGUACUUUUACAUCAAGCUGUGAUCCAACAGCAAAUGGGGAGGGCUAGUAAUGUACUGUAUUAUCUGAAAACUGCAAUUGUUACUUCCGUUAGCCCCUUGACCAAGUUUAGUUCUGUCAAGUCCUAGCUGACUCACUUUAGUCUGUCACAUAAUGGGGGUGCAGAUGCAAGCAAAAUGUAAUCUAAUUUCUUUUUAAUUCAUUUUUUUUGCAGAUGCAAGCAUAAUGUAAUUUCAUUUCUUUCUAAUCAUAUUUUGUUUGAGGGAAACACCGAUGUCUGUCCUCCUGCAUAUUGCAGUUUGUAUCU
Molecule: messenger RNA, 2548 nt
Organism: Rhodamnia argentea
Lineage: Eukaryota; Viridiplantae; Streptophyta; Magnoliopsida; Myrtales; Myrtaceae
Product: pentatricopeptide repeat-containing protein At5g66631
Exons: 1
Molecular function (GO): protein binding
Source: RefSeq, a predicted model, not a curated record